Molecule: messenger RNA, 1801 nt
Organism: Sebastes umbrosus (honeycomb rockfish)
Lineage: Eukaryota; Metazoa; Chordata; Actinopteri; Perciformes; Sebastidae
Product: Y-box-binding protein 2-A-like
Exons: 10
Coding region: 105-1124 (339 amino acids)
Biological process (GO): regulation of gene expression
Cellular component (GO): nucleus
Molecular function (GO): nucleic acid binding
Source: RefSeq, a predicted model, not a curated record
CUGCCGUGAAACCCUCAAAGAAGAAGACGAAGAAGAAGAAAAGUUUCUGGUAGAGCAGGAGGGAGGAGACUGCGGAGGUAAAGAGUAGUAAUCCGACAGCGAGCAUGACCGACGCCGAGGCGCAGAGCGCUCCGCCAUCUGCACCUGAAGAGGACCAGCCACAGCCGGAGAGGAAGAUCAUAGCCACCUUGGUCCAAGGCACAGUGAAGUGGUUCAAUGUGCGUAAUGGAUAUGGCUUCAUAAACAGGAACGAUACCAAAGAAGAUGUGUUUGUCCAUCAGACUGCUAUCAAGAAGAACAAUCCUAGGAAAUUCCUCCGCAGCGUUGGAGACGGGGAGGUCGUAGAGUUUGAUGUGAUUGAAGCCGCCAAGGUGUCCCCGAAGGGCUCUGAAGCAGCCAAUGUAACCGGUCCGGGCGGCGUUCCGGUCAAAGGCAGCCGUUACGCUCCCAACAAACGCCGCUUCCGUCGGCGGUUCUUCCCCCGCAGCCCGAGGCCUGACGACGAGGGCAAACCAACUGAUGGACAAUCCUCCGCCGUUGAGGGCGAUGGAUCGGGAGAGAACGAUGGAGUGAGACCUCCGCAGCGCCGCCGGAGGCCCCGCAGACCACGGCAGGAAGCACAAGAAGGUGAGGCAGGAGAGCAAAAGAACGGAGUGGCAGAAGGCGACCAAACACAACGACCGCAACAGCGCAGAUUCUGGCGCCCAUACCGCAGACCGCUCCGUCCUCGCCCGCCUGCUCCUGAUCAGGCAGCAGACGGUGAGCAGGCAGCAGACGGCCAGCAGGCCGCUCCAGAAGAGAUCCAGGAGCAGGGCGAAGUGAAGCAGACCGAGGCCCCCGAGGUCCCCCAGACCAACGGAGAAGCAGCCGAGGGCCAGCUACAACAGCGUCGCCAGUCUAGACGGCGCAGGCAAAGGAACUCCGAGUCCUCUACCUCGAAAAACGAUACAGAGAAGUCUGCAUCAGAGCCAGGUACCCCCCCUCAGACCUCCAAACCAGCUGACCUUAAAUCCACAUCAAAAUCACCAAAGGCCUCCCCCAAAACCUCUCCUAAAACGCCAAAAUCAUCCGAGGCAGCUGCCACAACAGACCCAGCACCAACAGACCCAGCACCAACAGAGUGACGGCAGUGAGAGGACAGUCUCGUGACCCUUGUCCUAGGGUUGGAGGACUGGACCGUUUUCAGAACACAUGCACUGCUCUCCCCUCCCUGCACUUCCCCCAUCCUCCAACCCACCCCGUCUUCGCCGUCAUCCCUCGGGCCCCCCUCCCCUCUCAUCUUGUCUCGUGUUGUCCUGUCUAGACACUGACGCUUGGAGAGGGAUGAGGUAGGGAAAUAGGGGGAUGCAGGUGGGUGGUGGGUGCAUAUUUAGAAAUUGAAAGUACAUCUUUAAAAAAAGACAAAUGGGAAAGAAUGGACAAUCUGCUUGGUAGCCCAGUUAUUCCAACCCCCCUUUAAAAACAAUUUUUCUUUAAUUGCUUAGAUGGGACGCAUCAAGUAGUUUGUAGAGGAACCAGCCUUGAUUUUUAUUUAACUUUUUUUAAAUUUGGUUGAAGAGGGGAAAACCAAGCAGGUGUGAGGUUGGUGGUGCAUUGUGGGAGUCCGUUUAGUUCUGUUACCACCUCAAUCGAUUCUUAAAACCUACGACUCCCUUCAUCUCCUCAAGUUGAGGAUAGAUUGAUGAAAAGAAACUUUAUUUUUUUUGUGUUUUACUUAUUUGUGUGUGCUUUUCUUUGGAGGGGAUUAUGUGCAAUGUCAGUAGUUAAGAUGGUAAUUAAUAAAUCAUGUUUGCAAAUCUCA